UUCAACAUUUGUUAUCCUUUGGCUCUCUCUUUCAUGAGAAAGUUCCAUAAGUCCUACAGCAAAAAAUGGCCUCUCUUGAAUUGAAUCUCAAACCCUAAUUAGAUUUGCUCUGCACGAUUCUGAUUGUGAUUGUGAUGUUGUUCUUUAUUAAUAUCUUCAACCUGCAAGGCUUUGAAUAAGUCUGUAAAUAUUCAUACUUUAUUUUGAUUUUUUCAGCAGAAACCCAAAAAAAAAAAUAGUAUUUUUUUUGUUUGAAACAAGACAUUAUAAAGUUGGAGUCGCCGGCAAGUGAUGACAGCCGGAGGCUGUUUGGAUAUUCCAACAAUGUUGUUCGGUCGUAAAUCAUCGAGCAAGUUACAGCCAGUAAAAGGUCAAUCAUCAUCGCCUAAAGUUAGCAAGAUUAGCAAACAGGAUGUUAAACCUUCUUCGUCACCUAAACCUUCAUCUUCACCAAUAUUAAUUAGAUCAUCUAAGUCGAUAUUAUCCUCGAGCAGCCUAGCAUCAUCAAGACGUGUUUCUUCGAGUUCAUCGCCUUUAAACAUCGUCAAGAAUGCUUCUAUCAAAGAAGCUAAGAGCCCCAAGACGAGCAGCUCGCCUAAAUGGACAGGAAACUUUAUUCUUAUGGUCGAGCUUCGCAGGAAGAUCUUUACCUUUCGAGACAUCAUUGAUCUUCCUCCUCUCGACGGUUCUCCCUCCAUAACCGAUAUGGUGAUGCAUACAAUGAAAGAUCUCAAGAAUUUAUGUCCUGAGAUCAUCCACAGCUCACAUAUCUCGGAGAUUAGACGCGCAAAUGUGGAUAAGGUUCUUGAUCAUUUCUUUAAUGCUUUGAAAUCCAUUGGAGAUUCAUGGAUCGAUAACCCUGAAUGGAUAGCUAAAUCCAAGUACUGGAGUAGCAGCGUUGGGAAGAAUCAAUCUGAUCGACUAGUGGAAAAGGUAUUAGCAGCAUUACAUGGACUGAUCAAGAUGUCUAAAGAGAGGUUUGAUAUGAUGGAGAUUGACGAAGAAGAAGAGAAGAAAGAGGUCGUUAGUCCACGGACGGCUAAAACAUCGAGCAGUCGAGUUUUAUCUCCGUCUGAAUCAUUCUCCGAUAGCAGAAGCUCGUUUUGCGGGUCGCCGAGCACGCCAAGAUCAGUUCUUCCAGAACCUAUGAUGGGUUCGCCGGGCAGAACCGGAGACUUUGCAAACUCUGCAUCAUCUCUACUGUGGAACAUGAGAGUUCAAGCUCUCGAGAAGCUUAGUCCUAUCGAUGUUAAGAGGCUCGCUAUUCACAUAUUGUCACAGAAAGAAGCUCAGGAAGUACCAAACCAAAGCAACGGAGAAGAUGAGGUCAAUGCUGUUGAAGAGAUCAAGCAGGAGAAGAAUGAAAUAGAGAGCGUUGAUGUGAAGAUGGAGACAGAAGAAGAACCUGUUGUUCUUGAUGAGCAAGAAGAUACUAUCAUGCAAAUCUCUUCAUUGGAUUCAGAUGCUGAAUCCAAGCUCAAUGUUUCAGAGAAACUAGAGAUUGCGCCGGAAUCUUUGUCACCACCUCCUCCUCCUCCUCCUCUAUCCACAACAAAAGUUGCGUCUCUAGCUUCUCAACCGCCGCCACCUCCUCCUCCUCCGUCACCACCGCUGAUUUCAAAGACUGAUGUGGUGGCCGUUUCAUCACUUUCACCUCCUCAACCACCACCUCCACCACCGUUUAUAAAAGGCUCUGUUACACCACCACCGCCUCCUCCACCUCCAGGAACUGCAGCAGCCCCACCACCACCGCCUCCACCUCCAAGAAAUGCAGUGGCGCCACCACCACCACCGCCUCCACCUCCAACAAAUGCAGUGGCGCCACCACCGCCUCCUCCACUUCCAGGGACUACGGCGGCUCCACCACCGCCUCCUCCACCUCCAAGGACUACGGCGGCGCCACCACCGCCUCCUCCUAUCAUGCAAAACAGAGCCCCACCACCACCGCCAAUGCCUAUGAGAAAUGGUGCAGGCGGUGGACCUCCGCCUCCACCACCUCCUAUGCCACUAGCAAACGGAGCAGCACCGCCUCCGCCACCACCCCCUAUGGCAAACGGAGCAGCACCGCCUCCGCCACCACCCCCUAUGGCAAACGGAGCAGCACCGCCACCUCCACCACCUCGAAUGGGUAUGGCAAACGGAGCGGCUGCUCCACCACCACCUCCAGGAGCAGCAAGAAGCUUGCGACCCAAGAAAGCAGCUACAAAACUGAAAAGGUCAACCCAACUAGGGAACCUUUACAGAAUCCUUAAAGGAAAAGUAGAAGGACGUGAUCCACAGGCGAGAACCGGCGGCGGAGGCGGAAGAAAAGCAGGAGUGGGAAGCGCUCCCGCCGGUGGAAAGCAAGGAAUGGCUGAUGCUCUUGCUGAGAUCACAAAGAAGUCUGCAUAUUUCCUGCAAAUUCAAGAAGAUGUUGCAAAAUACAUGAAAUCAAUCAAUGAGCUGAAGAUUGAGAUCACUAAGUUCCAGACUAAAGAUAUGGCUGAGCUUCUUAGCUUCCAUGGCCGUGUCGAAUCAGUUCUUGAAAAGCUAACAGAUGAGACACAGGUUCUUGCGCGAUGCGAAGGGUUUCCACAGAAGAAACUCGAAGCAAUAAGAAUGGCGGCUGCAUUGUACUCGAAGCUGCACGGUAUGAUCACUGAGCUGCAGAACUGGAAGAUAGAACCUCCUUUGAAUCAGCUUCUUGAUAAAGUAGAACGUUACUUCACAAAGGAAAAGAGAGAUGAGAAGCUUGUGUCACCUGAUGCGAAGCCGAGCCUGAAGAAGACAGUAGGAUGUGCUAAAAUUCUUUGGAGGGCAUUUCAGUUUGCAUUUAAAGUCUACACAUUUGCUGGAGGACACGACGAUCGAGCUGAUUCUUUAACCAAAGAGCUGGCUCAUGAGAUCCAAACUGAUACUCAGAACCCAUGAUGAGUCCAUCAUUCAAGAUCAUCACAAACUACUACUACUCCUUUUUUUGCCUUUUUCAACAUCUCAAAAUGUUCUAUAUAGAACAACAAAAGAGUAUAUGUAUAUGUAUAAGAUUUAACCUGUUGUUUUGACUUUUGAGUUUGUAAUUUUGAAGGGUCCCCAAAAAAAAUUAGGAUUUAGAGGUUUCAUGGGAGCUCCGAGAUACAGAGUCUUUUUUGGGUGGAAAGGCUUUAAAAACCUUUUGAGUCAAGCAAGACCUUUGUGUUGCCACAAUAUGUAAUAUUUUUUUCUGAAAUAUGUAAUAUUGUUUUGUUGUUAUAAACUUUCUUUCUUUGCUUUUAUUAGUUG
Thlaspi arvense is the source of this 3258-nucleotide messenger RNA. The record is from the annotation of a GenBank genome assembly. NCBI's taxonomy places the organism in Eukaryota, Viridiplantae, Streptophyta, Magnoliopsida, Brassicales, Brassicaceae.